Molecule: messenger RNA, 2379 nt
Organism: Panicum hallii
Lineage: Eukaryota; Viridiplantae; Streptophyta; Magnoliopsida; Poales; Poaceae
Product: bromodomain-containing protein 2
Exons: 8
Coding region: 262-2070 (602 amino acids)
Molecular function (GO): protein binding
Source: RefSeq, a predicted model, not a curated record
UCCCCGGCCGGCCGUCACCGAGGAGAGCUUGGGCUCUCUCCUCUCCCCGCCUCCGUCUCCGCCUCCGCCUCCGCGUCCGACCCCCUCCCUUGCCUUCCCGCGCAGCGCGCGUCCCCGCUCUCCGAGCUCUGCUGCUGCUGCUGCUGGGCGCCCGACGACCCGAGAUCCUCUCUGCCCCGGGAUCGAAUUCCUCCCUCCUGCGCGUUCCUCACCUGCGCCGGUCGAUCCCUGUUGGUAAGCCAAAAAAAAAAGCACAGUAGGAUGAAGCGCAAGCGCGGCCGCAAGCCAGCGGGGAAGAAGGCUGCUCCGGCGGCCGCGGCGGCGGAGUCCCCCUCGCCGGAUUCCCCGUCCAGUCCCAGCACAGAGGCGACGAACAGCACGCCAGAUCAGGCGGAGGUGGAUAACGCGCAGCCUCUCCCCGAAGCAGCAGAAGUAGCAGCGCCUGAACCACCACCACCUCCUCCUCCCCCUGAGCUACCCCAGAAGCCAAGCGCCGCCGCCCCAGUUAAUCCUCCCGUGGACAUACCGUACACCAAGCCCAAAGUGGGAGCCGUGUACGGCCGUGUGAAGUUGAAGUUCAAGUCAUCGAAAUCGGUAGACCUGCCGCCCCUGCGGCAGCUGGGUUCUUCAGGAGCUCAGGCACUGGCUGCUGAUGCUGGAAAAUCCCAGGGCACGACUAUACCUGAAGUAGUCAAAGAAGCUGCUGAUGCGGAGAAGGCUGCUGUCCGAACAGAUGGGAAGCAAGCGGACGUGCAGGCAUCGGAGCUGAUUGAUGCGGAUAAGGAAAAGGUGGCAAGGAAAGUAGGAGGCAUCAAGAUCAAGUCGGCGGGGUUAUCUUCUGUAGGAAACAACACCCCAGAUAGGAAAGCCGAUUCGGUUGAUGAGCCUCCUCCGAGCAAGCAGGAAGCUGUUUCGGAGAUCAAAGAAAUCGAGGAGACAAUAGAGCUGAGGAGCUCACAGGAGUCAGAGGAAAAGCAGUCUACUCCAGAGCGUCAGCGCGAUGAGAAAGAGCUUUCUGCUGCACUUGAAGCUAUUAAGAAAGUCAUGAAGAUGGACGCUGCUGAGCCGUUCAAUGUUCCAGUGGAUCCUGUUGCAUUAGGAAUACCUGAUUAUUUUGAUAUUAUUGACACUCCUAUGGAUUUUGGCACAAUAUGUACAAAUUUGGAACGUGGUGACAAGUAUAUGAAUUCAGAGGAUGUAUAUAAGGAUGUGCAAUUCAUAUGGGAUAACUGUACCAAGUACAACAGUAAAGGUGAUUACAUAAUUGAGCUUAUGAAACGGGUCAAGAAAGGCUUCAUGAAAAAUUGGUUGGCCGCAGGCUUGUAUUCUGAUGUGCCAGACAGUGGCGGCAAUGACAACACCGGCGAUGAGGAUGCUAAAGGCCACUCAAAAAGCAAGUCUAAAAACAAAAGGCGACGCCCAGGGAAUGAUCGCCACAAAAGUGACUGCAUUUGUGCUGUUUGUCAAGUUACACGGCGUAAGAAGGAAAGGGAUGAAAUAUUGGCCGUUGUAGAUAAUGAAACUGCUGCAAUGGAUAGUAACACUUCUGAUCAGCAUGACAUGGAGGGAAACUCUGGUGCGAAUAAUGCUGGAAGUCAUGAUACUUCCUCUAGCCAGGAGCAACCACCACGGACUGAUGUGUACAAAGAGACAGCGGAAGCAGAUGAUUCUGGGAUUGGGAUAGAAGAUGUUGGAAAAUUCUCCAGUGGUCGGCCAUCUAGUUUGCCGUGUGCUGAUUAUGAAGAUGAGGGUUCCAGACAGGGAAAAGAACAGGUUGAGUAUAGAGAUAUGAACAGUAACGAAGAGCAUACUUCCACUCAGCCUAAUGAAUACUCUGAUGUUGAGAACCAACAGAAGGCACAGAUAGAGACCAGCCAAGAGGUUGAAAUGGAGGAGGAUUAUCCCAUGCAGCAGGAGAACCCUUCAUUCCUGGAACUAUGCGCGAGCCUCUUCCCCAGCAACCAGCGCUCCACUUUCAGGGUCCGCCAUUCACUGUUCCGUCCACGACGCCGAGCUCCAUUGAAGGAGAGCCCCCUGCAUGUAGCCAUGGCAGCAAUAAUGAAGCGUUAGGAAUUCCACAGCUUGGUUUCGUGCAAGACAAGCGCCGUUCUGACUUGGGCAAAUCUUACCCUGAAGACAUGGAAGCUGGUUAGAAUGAUGAGGCUGAUUAGUGUAUACAAUUCUUUGAGCUCAGGAUCUGGUGUGUAGGGGUGUGAUUGGUUGUGCCAUGCCUGCCUAUUAUAACAUGGAUUCAGAAAUUCUCUGAGAUUUUUGUAUCAGGCUAAUUGCAAUAGCCACAUGUUGCUCCAUUGCUUGCCGCCCUGGCAUAGGGUUGGCCUGGACCUCCCCUAUAAUUGGAUGAUCUGAAGGAUUUGUUUA